Closterium sp. Yama58-4 is the source of this 633-nucleotide messenger RNA. Lineage: Eukaryota; Viridiplantae; Streptophyta; Zygnematophyceae; Desmidiales; Closteriaceae. The record is from the annotation of a GenBank genome assembly.
AUGGCGCGUGUUUCGCGGGUGGAUGGCGCGUCUUCCGAGCCGCUUGGCGGCGCAUCUCUCAGCCGCGGGACUUCAAGCUCCGACUCCCUCACAUGCGCAGGACGAGCGGGAGCGGGAGCGGCGAUGGCGGCAAAGGGGACUUCAAGCUACGCCGACUCCCUCACAUGGACGAGCGGGAGCGGGAGCAGCGCUGGCGGCAACGGGACUUCAAGCUACGCCGACUCCCUCACAUGGACGAGCGGGAGCGGGAGCGGCGCUGGCGGCAACGGCACUUCAAGCUACGCCGACUCCCUCACAUGGACGGCCGGGAGCGGGAGGGGCGCUGGCGGCGACGGGACUUCAAGCUACGCCGACUCCCUCACAUGGACGAGCGGGAGCGGGAGCGGCGCUGGCGGCAACGGGACUUCAAGCUACGCCGACUCCCUCACAUGGACGAGCGGGAGCGGGAGCGGCGCUGGCGGCAACGGCACUUCAAGCUACGCCGACUCCCUCACAUGGACGAGCGGGAGCGGGAGCGGCGCUGGCGGCAACGGCACUUCAAGCUACGCCGACUCCCUCACAUGGACGGCCGGGAGCUGGAGGGGCGCUGGCGGCGACGGGACUUCAAGCUACGCCGACUCCCUCACAUGGUAA